GCAGACAUGCAAGGUAUAAGGUGUGCGUGAUUUAGUAUAUGAAUUGUUUACUAAGUAGUUGAUUGUAUCUAGUUUGCUUUGCAUUGUUUCGGAAAACAAAGCCACAUCUGAAUUUUUUUAAAUUGUGAAUGAUUUGCUAUUAGCCAUAUUAUUUCUACUUAAAUAACUCCGAAGUACUUUAUCUGUGUUUAUACACAAUGUGGAAAUUUGUGCCUUCAUGCUUUCGACGCCACAGGAGGAAAUUUUUUAUUAUAGGUGGUUUAAUUGGCGGGAUCGCUGUUUUAAAUUCAUACUUGAGACGCAAACUUUUGGAAUGGGAGUCCCAACGAACUGCUGAAUUUUGUGACCAGAUCAAACGUUCCAGUCAUUUUGAAGGUACAAUCAACACUUGCGAUUCAGCUUUGAUUUCGUUCGCACCCAAAAUUAGAGAAACAGUGUGUAGUAAUGCAGAUAUUUCUCCUCUUGUAGAACAACUUAAAAGCAACCCACCAAAUAAGAUGCAAUUAUGGGAACAACUUAAAAUUUUAGUUUUUGUCCAAGCAGUUGGUGAAGUGUAUGCACAAUGUCUUUUGGCAAUUCUUCUGCGUGUCCAAAUGAGUAUCCUUGGUGGUUAUGUGUUUACAAUGUCUCGUACUAAUGACUUUAAUUCACCUAGUGCUGCUGAACAGCAACAAAAAUACAUGUCUCUGAUUGCUGAUUUUUUGAGUAAUGGGAUCAACAGACUACUUGUGCCAGUUAAAAAGGCGGUGGAGAGUACUUUAAACUCUGUACCUUUAAAUCGAUCAUUGAAGCUUCAAGAUAUAAGUGAUAUCAUUAGAGCCAUUCGGGAUUCUCUUUCUCCGAGUGAUUCAGUCUGUUUGCCUGAUGUGUCAUCGUACAUCAUGCCUACAAAUUCUGAUAGUAUUUCAAGUGAUGAAUUUUUGGCCAAAAUAGUUAAUGAAACUAAAGAUGUUUUGGAAUGCCAAGAUUUUAAUCGUGUGUUGACCCUUUGUAUCGAUCGGGGAGUAUCAUCUAUUAUGGAUCGGAUUUCUGAAUGUUUCGUAUUUCUCAGUGAUGGUGAAAAAUUCGUAAAUCCUCAUGAUUUUGCUGCUCCUCUGGCCAAAAUAAUCCCCAUGAUGCAUAAUGUAUUUAAUCAGCAUGAGCCAUCAGAGCAGGGUGCACUUAUGCAUUCCUUGAUACAGCAAGAACCUUUAAAUACAUUUGCUGCUAAUAUUUAUGAGGCUUUCAGCCAGAAUAAUAAUUAAAAAAUAUAAUCCCUGGAAAUUUUUGGCAUGGAUAAGUUUACAACAGAACAACGAGUGAAGAUAAUUGAAUUUUACUUUGAAAAUGGACGGUCAAUUGUUGCAACGCAAAGAUAUGCGCCAUUUUAAUGUUCGAC
Molecule: messenger RNA, 1378 nt
Organism: Stegodyphus dumicola
Lineage: Eukaryota; Metazoa; Arthropoda; Arachnida; Araneae; Eresidae
Gene: Pex3
Product: peroxisomal biogenesis factor 3
Biological process (GO): protein import into peroxisome membrane
Cellular component (GO): peroxisomal membrane
Molecular function (GO): protein-macromolecule adaptor activity
Source: RefSeq, a predicted model, not a curated record